UUAAAUCCGGGGAAGAUGGGGAAAACUUGCAGCGGCGGGGGCUCUUAGGACGAGCUCGGGUGGCCGGAGGAGGCAAUCGGGGCCGUCAAUCAUAUGCAACUGCGCUCCCAUCGUGAGCCGCCGUGUUACGGGCCGUCCGAUGGAUGAGGUGCCCGUGUCUGCGGGCACCACGGUCGGCUUGUAUCUGAGGCUGGGACUGGCCCUCUUCUCCUCCGCCUCCUUUUUCUUUAUGUCCGUCUGCGUCGAGUUCUACAACCAGGCCGCCUUCUGAUUUUGGUGCCAGAAAUCAUCGUGCAAGAAGAAGAUGUCGAUUAUAGGUGAGGCCUUCGUCUCUAUGCUCGUUGAUGGCCUGGCCGCUUUGGUGGAGGACGAGGUGACCAUGCUCUGGGGUGUGAAGAGCGAGAUCAAACGGCUCCAAGAUUCUCUUCAAACAAUAAACGACGUCCUCGCCGAUGCUGAGAGUAAAAUGGUUCAGAGAAAAGCCAUAGGCAUGUGGCUCAAGAAGCUCAAGGACAUCAUGUACGACGCUGACGACAUCCUCGACGAAUGCCGGAUCAAGGCCGAAAAAUCUAAAGCUGCAGUCUCCUCUGGAUGUCAACCUUGCUCUUGCUUUGGCAAGAUUGUGUUUGCUCAUCAGAUUGGCAGGAGAAUCAAAGGUCUGAAUCGUAAGCUGGACGACAUCUGCGCAGAGAAAUCUAAAUUUGAUCUCCAGGUCUCUUCCGCCGACAACAGUGACCACCGAUCCGCUUCUCGAGUUAGUAGGAAGACAUCUCCUGUAGCUGAGCCUGAUAUCGUAGGAUCCAAAAUCGAGGAGGAUACGGACAAGCUGGUGGAGUUGUUGAUUAAGGAGGAUAGUCGGGACAACAUUCUUGUAUAUGCCAUCGUAGGAACCGGGGGAAUUGGCAAGACCACUCUUGCUCGGAAGAUUUUUAAUGAAGAAAGAAUAAAAACCAAGUUCCCGAUAAAGCUCUGGGUCUGCGUGUCCAAAGAUUUUGAAGAGACUAGUCUCCUGAAAGAUGUCAUCGCUCAGGCGAUUCCAGAGGGGCGUCUAGCAGGCGAUCCUAGCCGGGCAGAGCUCGACACCAAGGUUGCAGACACUGUCACAAAUAAGAAAUUCUUGCUUGUCUUGGACGACGUGUGGGACCCAAAAGUAUGGAAUGAUUUACUCCGAAACCCCUUGCAAGGUGGGGCAACUGGAAGUAGUGUCCUUGUGACCACAAGAAACCAUGGGGUUGCAUCGAGAAUGAAGGCUGUACGACCUCAUCAUCAAGUGGAGGUCUUGUCUGCUGCAGAUGGUUGGGCGCUGCUACGCAAGAAGGUGGUUUUGAGCAGGGAGGAGGGAGAGAUCGAAGAUUUAGUGGAUAUCGGAGAGGAAAUUGUUGUGAAAUGUGGUGGUCUCCCUCUUGCUAUUAAGACCAUUGGAGGAGUAUUAUCAAUGAAGAGCAGGACCAAGACGGAGUGGGAGAGAGUGCUUAAGACCCUUUCAAGCAAUGCUUGGUCUUCUUUGACCGACUUUCCCCAAGAGGUUCAACCAGCACUAUGGUUGAGUUAUGAAGAUCUGCCAUCUCAUCUUAAGCAGUGCUUUUUAUAUUACUCGUUGUUCCCUGAGGACUAUAUAUUCAAUCGUGACAAACUAAUUUAUUGUUGGAUCUCUGAAGGGUUCAUCCAUGAAGAAGGAGAUCUAACAUUGGAAGAGUUAGGUGAAGAUUAUUAUGGGGAACUUGUUCAGAGGAGUUUUUUGCAACCAUAUCCCCCGCUUUAUGGUGAGUUUGAGUCUACUAGAUGCACUGUGCAUGAUCUACUAUGGUCUUUUGCUCGGUUUUUAGCAAGAGAUGAGAAUUUGGUUGUGAAAGAUGGGGUUGAAGUCCCAAUUAAUUCAUCUUCAUUGAAGCCACGUCGCAUACGGCGUUAUGUUACAAAAGAAAACUGCCAAGCAUCUAUUGGUGCAUUGGAAGGGCACAAAUCUUUGAGGACUCUUCUACUAUGCUUGGCAGGAUCACAUGUGGUCCAAGAGAAUGAUAUCGACAAUUUGAUUAAGAAGACACCGUGUCUGAGAGUACUACACGUCUCAGGCCCUCAGAUCAUAAAAUUGCCCGACUCCUUAGGAAAUCUCAUACAUCUACGUUAUUUAGACCUGUCAAUUUCUGGCAUAAGUGAGCUACCAGAGAGCAUAGAAAAUCUUGUAAAUCUGCAGUUCUUGAUCCUCCAGUCUUGUGAUUAUCUACGCAACCUUCCUAAAGGCAUCGGAAAGUUGCACAACCUGCAGUGUCUUGACCUUCUUGGAACAGAACUGGAGGGUAUACCUAUCGAAAUUGCAAACUUGCAUCGACUAAGACGGUUGGCUAUCUCAAAUUGUGACAUUCGCCCGCAACUUCCAUCACUAGGGAAGCUCCCUGACUUGGACUACCUCUCGAUAGAUAAAGCAUUUGCUGUCAAAAAGAUUGGGACUGAAUUUCUGGGUCAGAAACCUGAUUGUAGCAGUGAUCAAGUUGGCAGGAUGCAAAUUUUUCCAAAGUUAACAAAAUUGAUAUUUCAUGACCUACCCAAUUGGGAGGAAUGGGAAUGGGACGUGAAGGAUGAUGACAGACUAAUAGCCGUACCAAAGUUACAAGAAUUGGCACUUUUAGAUUGUCCAAAGUUGAGGUCUCUUCCUUCUAGCCUUGUUCGCAUGUCACUGCCCUUACAAAGCUUAAUAUAGCAUUCUGCCAUAGUCUAAAAGCAAUCAGGGGCUUUUCCUCUGUCAAAGAAUUGGAAAUAUCUUACAGCCUUAAUCCGGAGGUUGUUUCAGACCUUCCUAGCUUGAAAACAUUGAAGUUGCGAGAUCCUUUC
Messenger RNA from Phoenix dactylifera (date palm), 2829 nucleotides. The record is from RefSeq and is a predicted model, not a curated record. NCBI's taxonomy places the organism in Eukaryota, Viridiplantae, Streptophyta, Magnoliopsida, Arecales, Arecaceae.